Messenger RNA from Pelobates fuscus (common spadefoot toad), 1550 nucleotides. RefSeq lists its product as uncharacterized. The record is from RefSeq and is a predicted model, not a curated record. NCBI's taxonomy places the organism in Eukaryota, Metazoa, Chordata, Amphibia, Anura, Pelobatidae. The transcript has 6 exons. Gene Ontology annotation, cellular component: cytosol. Gene Ontology annotation, molecular function: N-methyltransferase activity. Bases 1 to 1533 code for a protein of 510 amino acids.
AUGGAUCCAAGCUCUCCUAAAUACUAUCACGAGGAUGAUAUUGAUUCAAAUGGCUUAUAUGACACUUAUGUUGGUGCCACAGCAGAUAAAAAGCAUAUUGAGGAGAUUUUAUUAUUCCCUCUAAAGGCAAUUUCCAGUGAAAUAAAAUCAGGUCGUAUAAGAGGAAGCACCUUGAAUGACAUUUCAUUUGGCACCUCUAUUUUCCACUUGUUACCACUUUGUAAAUAUUUCAAAGACAUCACUGUUCUAGAGGUUAAUGAGCACUCUCUAAAGGGCCUACAGAAAUGGCUGAAUAAAGAAGAAGAUGCUUUGGAUUGGUCUCAUGCUGCAAAGAUUGUUGCCAAACUUGAAGGAAACAGUGAGAAGUGGGUUACAAAAGAAGAUGAUCUGAGAAGAUGUAUUAAAGGCAUAUUGCCGUGUGAUUUUACCAAAGAAAACCCAACUGACCCUGUUGUGUUGCCAAAAGCAGAUUGUGUGAUUGAAUUGUUUGUGCUGGGUAAAAUUUCAAAAGACCUGGACAGUUACCGUCGUAAUCUAAAGAUAAUGUCAUCUAUGCUUAAAUUAGGAGGGUGUAUUUUACUGUUUGGGACAUUUAAUGCAUCACAUUAUAAAGUUAGUGGGCACACAUAUCAUCUCUUAAAUUACAACGAAGUUGGACUAAGAAGUGCUCUAAAAGAUUGUGGGUUUUCUAUUGAACAAAUGGAAGUGAUGGAAAGCAAAAUACGCAGUGAUGUUAACUCCAUGAUGGAUCCCAGCUCUCCUAAAUAUUAUCUUGAGGAGAAGUUUGAUCCAAAUGACUUAUAUGACACUUAUGUCGGUGCCACAGCAGAUAAAAAGCACACGGAUGAGCUUUUAUUAUUCCCACUGAAGGUAGUUUUCAGUGAGGUAAAAUCAGGUCGCAUCAAAGGAAGCACCUUGUUUGAUAUUUCUUUUGGCCCCUUUAUUUUCCACAUGUUACCACUUUGUAAAUAUUUUAAAGACAUCACUGUUCUAGAGUUUAAUGAACCCUGUCUAAAGGUGCUGCAGAAAUGGCUGAAUAAAGACAAAGAUGCUUUGGAUUGGUCUCAUGCUGCAAAGAUUGCUGCUGAACUUGAAGGAAACAGUGAGAAUUGGGUUGAAAAGGAAGAUGAUCUGAGAAGAUGUAUUAAAGCCAUAUUGCCGUGUGAUUUUACCAAAGAAAACCCAACUGACCCUGUUGUGCUGCCAAAAGCAGAUUGUGUGAUUAAUUUGUAUGUGCUGGGUAAAAUUUCAAAAGACUCAGACAGUUACCGUCAAAAUCUAAAGAUAAUGUCAUCUAUGCUUAAAUUAGGAGGGCGUCUUUUAUUGAUUGGGGCAUUUAAAGCAUCACAUUUUAAGGUUAGUGGGCAAAAAUAUCAUGUCUUAAAUUUUAACGAAGAGGAACUAAGAACAAUUCUGAAAGAUUGCGGUUUUAAUAUUGAACGAAUGGAAGUGAUGGAAAGCAAAAUACGUAGUGAUGUUGUAUAUUAUCAUCAGAUGUUUUAUGUUUGUGCUGUCAAAAUCAAAGAGCUUUAAAACCAUUCAUCUCUAAA